This is a messenger RNA of Erigeron canadensis, 2328 nucleotides long. RefSeq names its product probable inactive purple acid phosphatase 1. The record is from RefSeq and is a predicted model, not a curated record. Gene Ontology annotation, molecular function: metal ion binding; acid phosphatase activity. NCBI's taxonomy places the organism in Eukaryota, Viridiplantae, Streptophyta, Magnoliopsida, Asterales, Asteraceae. The transcript is spliced from 13 exons. The coding region runs from base 128 to 2005 and encodes 625 amino acids.
UUAGAGUUUGCCAAACUUGCUACCAGAAAAGGACAAGGUAUAUUCCCAAUCAUUCUUUUCUAUAAAAAUUACUGAAAAUGAUCCAGUCUACUGUAUCAACUCCCACUAUACAAAUAAAGUCCAGAUUAUGCACAAGGGUUUAUGUGCUUCUAUCAUGGGAGGGAUGAUUAAAGUUGUGGGGUUCAGUUUACUAGUAGUGUUUGCAGUUCUUGUAAUUAUAAAAGAUGUGACAUCACAUGGAGAUCAUGCUUUUGCAAAGAUUGGUAUAUAUCAAGUGACAUUUGCUUUAAGUGAUACUGCUUAUGUGAAAGCUUCUCCUACAAUUCUAAAAUCAAAGGACCAAAAUUUUGAAUGGGUGACGGUGUACAUUAGCAAUCUGAACCCAUCAAUUGAUGAUUGGAUUGGAGUAUUCUCCCCUUCCAUUUUCAGUGAUUUGACAUGCCUCCCUGAAAAUUCAAGAUACAGUCCGCCGUAUUUGUGCUCUGCACCUAUUAAGUACCAAUAUGCAAAUUACUCCAAUCCUGAUUACAAACUUACUGGAGAAGCAUCGUUAAAGCUUCAAUUGAUCAACCAAAGAUCUGACUUCUCCAUUGCAUUGUUCACGGGCGGAUUAUCAACGCCGAAUCUGGUGGCAGUUUCAAAUACAGUUGCUUUUGAGAACCCCAAUGCACCAAGUUACCCACGUUUAGCUCAAGGAAAGAUGUGGGAUGAAAUGACUGUAACUUGGACAAGUGGAUAUGGAAUUGAUGUAGCAGUGCCUUUUGUUGAAUGGGGUCAAAGAAGUGAAGACCAGAGGCAUUCUUUUGCUGGAACUUUGACUUUUGACCGCCGUAGCUUGUGUGGGGCACCAGCAAGAACUGUGGGUUGGCGUGAUCCUGGCUAUAUUCAUACUAGCUUCUUGAAAGACUUAUGGCCCAAUCAAGUGUAUACAUACAAGCUAGGGCACAAAUUAUUGAAUGGUACUAUCAUUUGGAGCCAGACGUACCAGUUUAAAUCAUCUCCAUAUCCUGGUCAAGACUCUCUACAACGUGUUAUCAUUUUUGGGGAUAUGGGAAAGGAUGAGUAUGACGGCUCCAACGAAUACAAUAACUUCCAACGCGGGUCCCUUAACACUACAAAGCAACUCAUCAAGGACUUGAAAAACAUUGAUAUAGUCUUCCACAUUGGAGAUAUUUGUUAUGCAAAUGGUUAUCUUUCAGAGUGGGAUCAGUUUACUUCUCAGAUAGAACCAAUUGCCUCGACUGUACCAUAUAUGAUUGCUAGCGGUAAUCAUGAACGUGACUGGCCCAACUCAGGAUCCUUUUAUGAGAACAAUGAUUCAGGAGGGGAAUGCGGUGUUGUGGCUCAAACUAUGUUUUACACUCCAACUGAAAAUGGAGAGAAAUUCUGGUAUUCUACUGACUAUGGUAUGUUUAGAUUCUGCAUUGCUGACACAGAGCAUGACUGGAGAGAAGGAACAGAACAGUACAAAUUCAUUGAACAUUGUUUGGCAUCCGUGGAUCGACAAAAGCAGCCAUGGUUAAUCUUUAUUGCACAUCGUGUACUGGGCUAUUCUUCCUCUUUGUUUUAUGCAGUUGAAGGUUCAUUCGCAGAACCGAUGGGGAGGGACAGCCUUCAAAAGCUUUGGCAAAAGUAUAAAGUUGAUAUAGCCGUUUAUGGUCAUGCGCACAAUUAUGAGAGAACGUGUCCGGUUUACGAGAAUACUUGCAUGAAUGAUGAGAAAAGUCAUUACAAAGGCAGCUUAAAUGGGACAAUACAUGUGGUUGCUGGGGGAGGAGGGGCAGACCUCACUCCAUUUGCACCAUUUAAAACCACCUGGAGUGUCUUCAGAGACUAUGAUUACGGGUUUCUAAAACUUACUGCGUUUAACCAUUCUACACUUCUAUUUGAGUACAAAAAGAGUAGAGACGGGCAAGUUUAUGAUUCAUUCACUAUUUCUCGGGAUUAUAGAGACAUCUUGGCCUGUACAAUUGAUAGUUGUUCGAGUACAACCCUUGCAUCUUGAAGAUCACUAUGGUUCAACCAUCCAGGUUGCUUUAACCGGGUCUCUACCAAUAGCGAAAAGGCUGGUUAAGUCCAUGGCUUGAGUCUUCAAGAACCAAACUUUACUGAUGAGAAGAUGUUUCUGAAAGUAUUAAUGGGUCGAAUAUAUAUUUAUGCAAGAGUAAAGUGUAGGGGCUUCACGUGUAUAUGGUUAAUAGUAUACAGGGUCAGGUGUAUCUUAAUGUAAUUAUAGGAGUGGCUACAAAUAAUAAAAUUUGAAAGAAGUCAUACUUGGUUGUCAUGAUGUUGAUGUUAGUAUUACUAAAUUUUAAGAGAUAUUUGACA